GAUCCUCCUCCCGCGCCGCCGCCGGAGGAGUCAGCUGUCCUUCGGGAGCAGGGAGCACAAUCUGCUGUGCAAGGGCAAACCCACUUGUAGGAGUUAACAGGGGAACUGAUAUGGGCAACGCACCUAUUUGCCAGUCGUGUCAUUCAGACAAAGGAGUGAGAACGCAAGGGAACAUUCAGGAUUUGGAUAAAACCCCUGACUAUUAUGGAUGCAACAGUGAAGAAAGUAAAGGUCCUGAAGCCCGGUCUGACAGCAAUGCCAGCUUUCUCCGAGCUGCAAGAGCUGGCAAUCUGGACAAAGUAGUGGAAUACCUGAAAAGUGGAAUAGACAUUAACACAUGUAAUCAGAAUGGACUCAAUGCUCUGCACCUGGCUGCUAAAGAAGGGCAUGUGGGACUGGUACAAGAAUUAUUGGAAAGAGGGUCAGCUGUGGAUUCUGCCACUAAGAAAGGGAAUACAGCCCUGCACAUUGCAUCACUAGCAGGACAGGCUGAAGUUGUCAAAGUUCUGGUUAAGGAAGGAGCCAAUAUCAAUGCACAAUCUCAGAAUGGCUUCACUCCUUUAUAUAUGGCAGCUCAAGAGAAUCAUAUUGAAGUGGUGAAAUAUCUCCUGGAAAAUGGAGCCAACCAAAGCACAGCUACUGAGGACGGCUUCACUCCAUUAGCUGUUGCACUGCAGCAAGGACACAAUCAGGCAGUGGCCAUUCUCCUGGAAAAUGACACCAAGGGCAAAGUGAGAUUACCAGCUCUGCAUAUUGCCGCUAGAAAAGAUGAUACCAAAUCAGCCGCGCUCUUACUUCAGAAUGACCAUAAUGCCGAUGUGCAGUCCAAGAUGAUGGUGAAUAGGACGACUGAGAGCGGCUUUACACCAUUGCACAUAGCUGCACACUAUGGAAAUGUCAAUGUGGCAACACUUCUGCUAAACCGAGGAGCUGCAGUGGAUUUCACAGCCAGGAAUGGAAUCACCCCACUGCAUGUGGCUUCCAAAAGGGGAAACACAAACAUGGUGAAGCUCUUGUUGGAUCGUGGAGGGCAGAUCGAUGCCAAAACCAGGGAUGGACUCACCCCUCUCCACUGUGCUGCAAGAAGUGGACAUGACCAAGUUGUGGAGCUGCUUCUGGAACGAGGUGCCCCACUGCUUGCGAGGACCAAGAAUGGACUCUCUCCACUUCACAUGGCGGCCCAGGGUGACCAUGUGGAAUGUGUCAAACAUCUACUGCAGCACAAAGCUCCCGUGGAUGAUGUCACGCUGGAUUACCUGACUGCCCUCCACGUGGCUGCACACUGCGGCCACUAUCGUGUCACCAAACUCCUCCUGGACAAGAGAGCAAAUCCCAAUGCUCGUGCCCUGAAUGGUUUUACUCCACUGCACAUUGCCUGCAAGAAAAAUCGCAUCAAAGUCAUGGAACUCCUGGUGAAAUAUGGGGCUUCAAUCCAGGCUAUAACAGAGUCGGGCCUCACACCAAUACAUGUGGCUGCAUUUAUGGGCCACUUGAACAUAGUCCUCCUUCUGCUGCAGAACGGAGCCUCUCCCGAUGUCACUAACAUUCGUGGAGAGACUGCAUUACACAUGGCAGCACGAGCUGGGCAGGUGGAAGUAGUUCGCUGUCUUCUGAGAAAUGGGGCCCUGGUUGAUGCCCGAGCCAGGGAAGAACAGACUCCACUGCACAUUGCCUCUCGCUUGGGUAAAACGGAGAUCGUCCAGCUUCUGCUACAGCACAUGGCCCACCCUGAUGCUGCAACGACUAACGGAUACACUCCACUGCACAUUUCUGCCAGAGAGGGACAAGUUGAUGUUGCAUCAGUUCUCUUAGAGGCAGGUGCCUCACACUCCAUGUCCACCAAAAAGGGAUUCACGCCUUUACACGUGGCAGCCAAAUAUGGAAGCCUGGAAGUGGCGAAGCUGCUUUUGCAACGCCGUGCAUCUCCUGAUUCGGCUGGCAAGAACGGCCUCGCCCCGCUCCACGUCGCGGCGCACUACGACAACCAGAAGGUGGCGCUGCUGCUGCUCGAGAGGGGCGCCUCCCCGCACGUCACCGCCAAGAAUGGAUAUACCCCUCUGCACAUUGCUGCCAAGAAAAAUCAGAUGCAGAUAGCUACCACUCUAUUGAACUAUGGGGCUGAGACCAACAUUUUGACCAAACAGGGAGUGACCCCACUUCAUUUGGCCUCUCAAGAAGGUCACGCUGACAUGGUGACUUUGCUUUUGGAGAAAGGAUCUAAUAUCCAUGUGGCAACAAAGACUGGACUGACAUCUUUACACCUUGCAGCUCAAGAGGAUAAAGUCAAUGUAGCUGAAAUACUGACAAAGCAUGGUGCAAAUCAAGAUGCACAGACAAAGCUGGGUUAUACACCUUUAAUUGUGGCAUGUCACUAUGGAAACAUCAAAAUGGUGAAUUUCCUCCUCAAGCAGGGAGCGAAUGUUAAUGCUAAAACAAAGAAUGGCUACACCCCUCUUCACCAAGCAGCUCAACAAGGCCAUACUCACAUCAUCAAUGUUCUUCUCCAACACGGAGCCAAGCCCAAUGCCAUCACCACUAAUGGUAACACUGCCUUAGCUAUCGCAAGGCGUCUGGGAUACAUCUCAGUGGUCGAUACGCUGAAGGUUGUAACGGAGGAGAUUACCACCACCACAACUACUGUAACAGAAAAGCACAAGCUAAAUGUACCUGAAACAAUGACCGAGGUCCUGGAUGUUUCAGAUGAAGAAGCAUUUAAACACUCUGAUGAUGAACGCUUCAGUGAUGGGGAAGCAUAUAGUGGCACAGGUGCUGUUAGCAGAAGUUCAUGGAGUGAUGACACAAUGACAGGAGAUGGAGGAGAGUAUCUUAGGCCAGAAGACCUCAAAGAACUAGGAGAUGACUCUUUACCAAGCAGCCAGUUCCUAGAUGGUAUGAACUACCUGAGGUACAGCUUGGAAGGAGGACGAUCUGACAGCCUGCGAUCCUUCAGUUCAGACAGGUCCCACACACUGAGCCAUGGCUCCUACCUGAGGGACAGUGCCAUGAUUGAUGAUACAGUGGUAAUCCCCAGCCAGCAGGUAACGACUCUGGCCAAAGAAGCUGAAAGAAAUUCAUAUCGCUUAAGCUGGGGCCCUGAAAAUUUGGACAAUGUUGCUCUCUCUUCCAGCCCUAUUCAUUCAGGCUGCCUGUCUGCAAAAAAGGAGACUGGAUCCAUGCUAACAAGCUGCUCCUCUCCAUGUCUUGAUCAUGACAACAGCAGUCAAAUAACGUCAUUAUUAUCAGUGAAGAGAACAGUAAUCUUCCUAGUUAGUUUCAUGGUGGAUGCUCGUGGCGGUGCCAUGAGAGGUUGCAGACACAAUGGAUUGCGAAUCAUUAUUCCUCCACGGAAAUGCACUGCUCCAACACGAGUCACUUGCCGGUUGGUCAAACGCCACAGACUGGCCACCAUGCCUCCCAUGGUGGAAGGAGAAGGUCUGGCCAGCCGCCUCAUUGAAGUUGGACCUUCUGGUGCUCAGUUUCUUGGGCCUGUGAUUGUGGAGAUUCCCCAUUUUGCUGCUCUGCGUGGGAGAGAGAGAGAGCUGGUGAUCCUACGCAGUGAGAAUGGGGACAGCUGGAAGGAGCAUUUCUGUGAAUACACUGAGGAUGAGCUGAAUGAAAUUUUGAAUGGGAUGGAUGAAGUACUUGACACUCCAGAGGAGCUUGAGAAGAAGCGUAUCUGCCGCAUUAUCACACGGGAUUUCCCACAGUACUUUGCUGUGGUGUCUCGGAUCAAACAGGAUAGCAACCUUAUUGGACCUGAGGGUGGUGUGCUGAGCAGCACUGUUGUACCACAAGUGCAGGCAGUCUUUCCAGAAGGAGCUCUAACUAAGCGAAUUCGUGUUGGCCUUCAGGCCCAACCUAUGCAUACUGAACUUAUAAAGAAGAUUUUAGGCAAUAAGGCUACCUUCAGUCCUAUAGUCACGCUGGAGCCCAGGAGAAGGAAGUUCCAUAAACCAAUCACGAUGACGAUUCCCAUCCCCAAAGCCUCCAGUGAUGGGAUCAUGAAUGGUUAUGGAGGCGACACACCCACUUUAAGGUUACUAUGCAGCAUAACAGGAGGAACCACCCCUGCCCAGUGGGAAGACAUCACAGGCACAACACCACUGACAUUUGUUAAUGAGUGUGUUUCCUUCACAACAAAUGUGUCUGCCAGAUUUUGGCUGAUUGACUGUCGGCAGACACAAGAAUCGGUAACUUUUGCUUCCCAAGUGUACAGAGAGAUUAUCUGUGUCCCUUACAUGGCCAAAUUUGUGGUGUUUGCCAAAUCACAUGAUCCCAUUGAAGCACGGUUAAGAUGUUUUUGCAUGACAGAUGACAAGGUGGAUAAAACUCUAGAACAACAAGAAAACUUUGCUGAAGUUGCCAGAAGCAGAGAUGUAGAGGUAUUAGAGGGAAAACCCAUCUAUGUUGAUUGCUUUGGCAAUUUGGUGCCAUUAACAAAGAGUGGGCAACAUCAUAUAUUCAGUUUUUUUGCCUUCAAAGAAAACAGACUUCCUCUGUUUGUUAAGGUACGAGAUACCACUCAAGAACCCUGUGGAAGAUUGUCAUUCAUGAAGGAGCCAAAAUCUACAAGAGGCCUCGUUCAUCAAGCCAUAUGUAAUUUAAACAUCACUUUACCUGUUUAUACAAAGGAAUCAGAAUCAGAUCAAGAACAGGAAGAAGAGAUUGAUAUGACUUCAGAAAAAAAUCAACAGGAUGAUCAGGAAAGGACAGAGGAAAGAUUGGCCCACAUAGCUGAUCAUCUUGGAUUCAGCUGGACAGAGUUAGCAAGAGAGCUGGAUUUCACGGAAGAACAAAUUCACCAGAUCCGAAUUGAAAAUCCUAAUUCGCUUCAAGACCAGAGCCAUGCACUCCUGAAAUACUGGCUUGAAAGAGAUGGGAAACAUGCAACAGAUACGAAUCUUACCCAGUGUCUUACAAAAAUCAACCGAAUGGAUAUCGUCCAUCUGAUGGAGACCAGUGGCAUAGACUCCAUGCAGGUUCAUGGCACUCGCACAUACGCAGAAAUUGAACAGACAAUAGGAUUGGACCACAGCGAAGGCUUUUCUGCACUGCAAGAAGAACUGUACAGUCCAAGGCAUAAGAAAGAAGAAGAACACAGACUAUCUAAAGAUGGUGACUCAUCUGAACACCCUCCUAUUGUCUCUGAGGAAGACGUUUCUGUCAGUUAUUCUCCUUUUCAGGACAGUACUCCCAGGAGUGAAACAGAAGUAUCAAUGGCUGAGCUCCUGAAACAAGCACAUAAGGAACAAGUACAAGCUGAAAUCUCAGGGAAACCCCAAAACGUGUCAGAAAAGCCAUUUGCUGCUUCACAACAGGAAUAUUGUGUUACAACUCCAGGAACAGAGCAGGCUACAGCACCAGUAACUGGAAAGGCAGCAGGUAGUGCACGGGAAGAAUCCAAACAUGUCAGUGCAGCAAAGGAAGAGUGUGAAAAACCAUACCCACAGCCCCCGUCAUCUGCUCAGCGAGGCGACUCUCCCAUCGUCCGAGAGCCUGACGACCCCCAGCUCCAUCAGGAUGACCUCCCGUUGAGGAGAACUAGUCUAGUGAUAGUGGAGUCAACUGAUGAACCGCCAGAAAAAUUUGGAAGUGACUAUGAAGAGGAAUCUUUAGAAAAGGAACUAGCAGAGGAAUUAGGUGAGCUGGAGACCAGCUCAGAUGAGGAAGAAAUGGUAACUACCAGGGUUGUUCGCCGCCGAGUGAUCAUUCAGGCUGAUAGUAUGCCUGAAAUACCACCAGAAUCAGUCACAGAAGAGCAAUAUACAGAUGAAUAUGGUCACACAGUGGUAAAGAAGGUCACAAGAAAGAUCAUCCGGCGAUAUGUUUCUCCAGAUGGCAUAGAAAAAGAAGAAGUCAUAAUGCGAGGAACACCACAACAGCCUGUUGAAGUUGAAGAAGGAGAUGGCUAUUCCAAAGUUGUAAAACGGGUUGUGCUGAAGAGCGACAGUGAACAGUCUGAGGUGACCUUGUCUGAACCUGCUGUUUUGUCUAGUGCCUCCAAAUUCCAGUCUGAACCAGUGGAAGGCCGCAAGGUCAGUAAAGUCAUAAAGACCACAGUAGUGCAAGGAGAGAGAAUGGAGAAACACUUGGGGGAUGCAAGCUUAGCUACUGAUCUUCCGUCAGCCAAAGAAGACUUUGAAGAGGCUUUGAGCUAUACAGGUAACCAAACGAAAGUCCAACUCCCUGCUUUAGUAGAGAAAGAAAUCAUGAAAGAGGAUGGAUCAGUUAUUAAAAGGACAACACUGAAUAAAGCCAGCACACAGAAGAGGACUGUGAUGAAGGACCGGUAUGGAAAACACGUUCACAUAGAAGAGCUGGAAGACACACCAGAAGCACUACCACAGGAUGACCUCCAGCAUGACCUCCAGCAGCUUCUUAGGCACUUCUGCAAGGAGGACUGGAAACAUGAAGCAAAGUGAGAAGCUGCCACCCCUCAAAGCAUCACAUAACCACCCAUCCAGUAUGCAGCACUUAUCUUCUCUAGGUGUGACGUGCUUACCUACAUAAUCACUGGAAGACACUGCCAUUUCUACUUGUGCAGAUGCAGCAAAUUCAUUUUAUCCCUGCCCUCAUAUUUGAUUUUGGUUAUUUUUUUUUUACCCUGUCAGCUGAUUUGUGACCAAAGAUAGCAUCCUUCAUUCAGGAUGAUUUAUCCACCGAAUCGUCGUCUUUGUGCUCUACUGGGAAUUUGUCAGCAUCGCCAAUUUUUUUAUUCCUUUGCUUCUGCACUAGCUUCACGAAAUUGCAUUUGUCAAGCUGACUUCAUCUACAGGCCUCUUCAAGUGACUAUGUACAUGCAUCAUUAAAAAAAAUAGCAGGGGGAUGUUAACAUGUAAACUGUAUAUAGCAAGAGUAUUUGGACCUAAAGACUGCAGAGAACACACUGCCUAUGACUACAGUUAGCAUAAUGGAACAAGGUCUAGUGAAACUGCUGAACAGCGAUGAAUAGAAAUAUUGUUAUCGUAUUUGACUGAGAACACAGACCAACUGAGGAAGAAGCACUGCAGAUCUCCUGCAUCCACAGGACUUCCAGUUUAGGGAUCUAUUAUAGUUAAAGGCUCUAAGAGUCAGGCUAAAAACCUGGAAAUUCAGCUGUUUUCAUGGAAGUAGCAGCUGACUGUGGCCCUCAAUACUUUUAAGACCUUUGGACAGCCACCUAAAGAUUUCCAGAAAGAGGAGGGAAAAAAAAAAAAAAAAAGGAAGAAAUAAAAUACCCAAUUAGGUAACCAACUUGCUAGCAGCUAUAUCUAUGGUACAACUGCAUAUGGUAUUAAAAUCUUUUAGAUCUGGACAUGUGGCAGGGUGUAUUAAACAAUUUAACUACGUAGUUUCCUGUUUUCAUCACUGCUUUAGCAAACCACACUGUCUUAUUGAUGGUACUUCCUGCUGGCCACUGCACUGUAGAUAACUAUGGGAGAAAGACCUACCCACUAUACAAAGAGAUUAAUUAAUUAAUUCACCGUGUUUUAUCAAGAUUGCCUCUUACCCGAUACAUGCAUGUGGCAUCUGAAGUCAAAACCAAGCCCUUCUGUAAUCAUGUCAGCUUGUUAGCCCUCUUAGCACUGAGCGAGCAGUUUUUAUCUUUCAAUCAAGUAAGUGUUUUUUAAAGAGAAAGUUGCUCACAAUCCUUGAAAACCAGUUUCUGUUCAUAUUUUGUUAUCUUUAUAUAUAUAUAUGUAUAAUAUAUAUAUUUCUAAACCAACCCUCUGAAAACCAUUAUAGCAUGUCUGCACUUUUAUUUUCAAAAAAGGGAACAUAAAGAUCUGACACUUUUGGUGUUCUAUAUCCUAAUAUUUAUUGGUUGAAGCUCUGUAGUGUUUUAGCAAAUAUGAUGCAUACAUAUACACACUUAAAGUGUUUUUAAUUAGCUAUUUGAUGUUUUUUUUUUUUUUUUUUUUUUUUUUUUUAGUAGUGUACUCAGAAAAAGAAAAGCAGUGGAAAAUAAAUUCUGUCCUAUAGGGGUAAUACUUACCUGGCCUUUGACUUUUUUUUUUUUUUUUUUAAAUGACUCACUCAGUGCUCUGAACAAGGGCACUUUCUUAUUAGUGAUGCCAAAGAGUGAAAACAUCUUGGCUUCUUGCAAGCAAAACAAUGCAAGGCAUCAUGCUAACUCACUUUUGGCAGGCAAAUAGAAAACAGGUGUUUUGGCAGCCAAAAUGAAUGAAAUCCAUAAUGAAACAUUUCAUAAUACAUCAGGGCUUUCUUAUUGUCAAAAGACAGCACGGGAUGAUCUUGAAGAACGAGGCUCUAAAGAAACGCAUUUCUGUUGUGUUAUUUGCGGUGCAGAUGAUGUUCUGUGUAACAACAUAAUGGUUAUUCACCUCUUAUUUUGAUUUUUUGCUGUGUUAUCAAAGAACUUGAAUACUGUGAGAGAAGUGAAUUUUAAGUUGAUGAAUCAGCAUCUUGUUCCCAUGGUGAUAACACUAAUUGAAUAUAUCUAUGAGGGCAUGUAUUAGUUAAAGAUUAAAAAAAAAUACAACACUAACAAUACAUAGCUGCAAUGUGUACAAUGGCUGAUUUAACUAAAUAAAAUGUACAAGUGUUAAAUGUAGCAAUAA
Messenger RNA from Rhea pennata, 8561 nucleotides. RefSeq names its product ankyrin 2 (gene ANK2). Gene Ontology annotation, biological process: signal transduction. Gene Ontology annotation, cellular component: cytoplasm. Lineage: Eukaryota; Metazoa; Chordata; Aves; Rheiformes; Rheidae. Gene Ontology annotation, molecular function: protein binding. Bases 111 to 6422 code for a protein of 2103 amino acids. The transcript has 51 exons. The record is from RefSeq and is a predicted model, not a curated record.